CUGCAACAACACUCCUUAUAACGUCUCCUUCUCCCAUCCCCUCUCUCCUCCAUCCAUUCUCUCUUUCUCUCUCUCCCCCUCUCCACCUCUCCCUGGGCUCUUGCAUGGCGCAGUCCUUCGACGACGCUGACUUCUGGCUUCCCUCGAAGCACCUCCCUCGCCACGACCACCCGUGCGGCAUGGGCAGGGGCAAGCUCGGGCCCGGCGCGAACGCCGCCGUCCUCGCCGUCGAUCGGCGCGGGCCCGAGCCCGGGGUCGACGGCGAGCUCGCUUGGUGCCUGAGCAACUUCCCCAGCGAGUUCCCCUACGAGAUCGACUCGCCGGUGGAGUCCGUGCUGAGCUCGACCGAGACGGAGAGCAGCGACGAGGAGGACCCCUGGGCCGGGUUGGCUCGAGCGCUGACUCAGUCCCCCUUUUACGAGCCCCCCGCUCAGAAGCUGCCCGUUCCUGGUUUCGCUCGCCACAAGCCCGAGAAAUUAUGGGUCAUGGCCGGUUCACCCAAAUCCACACUGAGUGGAAUCGGCAGCUGGUCGAGUCGCAGCCUGUUCUCCGCGAACGAAAGCCCGAAGAACGUCUCUCAGAUUCCAUCUCCAACCACGCCGUUCGGGGCCGAGAGCGAGACUUGGGAUCUCGUGUACGCUGCAGCUAUGGAGGUGGCGAGGUUGAAGAUGACAUGUCAGGAAGCGAAGUACAGCGCUCACCAGCAAAACGGAGGACUCGUCUCCGGAAGAAUCACUAACCCAGGGCUCCACUCGAGCCACCACCGAGUCGCUCACGUUCUGACUCAGCCAACUCAGCAUCCUCAACAUGCAAGAGAGGACCGAGUGCUAAAACGACAAGCCUCCCUUCCGGUCUGGGCAAGAACAAUGGAGGGCUGGUCCGAGAAUCAGCAACAGCAACAGCUACAGUUACAGAUCCAGAGCAGAGUGAAAAAUGCAGGGCUCGUGAAUGGAAGAUGCGGGCGAAAUCAGGGAUAUCUCCAGUCCGCAUGGACUCCUCUGCACAACGGUCCGGGCGUGAGAGCUCCUCCCUUCGUUGCCGGAUCCGGGUCGAAGCGCGAGUGCGCCGGCACCGGCGUCUUCCUCCCUCGGAGAUACGGGGAUUUGCCGGAAUCUCGCAAGAAAUCAGGCGGUUCGACGACGGUGGUUGUGCCUCCGAAAGUCGUGCAGGCUCUGCAGUUGAACGUCGACGAUAUGAGCGGUCAAGCUCAGCCGUUCUCGAAUGACGCUUUUGCCCCUGACCACGCCGCGUUGAUGGCCAGAAGGGCUGCGCUCCUGUCGAAACAGAGGAGUUUAAACCACGAAAUACGCCUCCCUCAGGAGUGGACGUACUGAAGAAGAAGAAGAAGAAGAAACAAAGAAGAAGACCAAGAAUUUGUUAGUGCUGUUUGUUGGAUAAAACCAUUAGUUUUUGUGAAGAUAGGGCCCGUGACAGGUCGCGACUAGGGAAAAUGGUACUUGAUUUUCUUGGUUAUUUUCCAUAAGGGGCAAGAAUAUAUAUAUAUAUAUAUAUAUAUAUAAUAUUAGUGAAUCAAGUGUAAGUUAGUGGUAGGAAAAUAGAGGUUAGAAAUAAGUUUUAAGUAUAUAUAAUUUCCAUCUUUUAAGGAGAUUGCUACCCAUCUUUAGGAAUUGAAUAGGGUAAUAGCUGGGGGGGGGGGGGGGGGGUUUCUUGUAAUAAAGAAUAGGGUAACAUCAAGAAAAGGUUCUUGAUGUCCUUUUGGGUUUGAAUUUGGGGUUUCUCUGGAGGGUUUUUUAGUUCAAGAUGUGAGAUUUUUUUCUUUUUUGUUGGGGGGAAGGUUGUCUUCCCCCUUUUUUUGUGUAGCGGUGAUGGUUGUAGAUGAGGGUGUCCACAACCACAAAUCCCCCUCUUUUGUAAUAUUUGCCUAGAUGAUGAUGAUGAUGAUUAGAAAAGCAUAGAGUAUAUUAUAUUAAUAACAAGGAUCUAAGUUUUGUGCUAGAA
Syzygium oleosum is the source of this 1959-nucleotide messenger RNA. RefSeq lists its product as uncharacterized. Lineage: Eukaryota; Viridiplantae; Streptophyta; Magnoliopsida; Myrtales; Myrtaceae. Bases 105 to 1334 code for a protein of 409 amino acids. The transcript is spliced from 5 exons. The record is from RefSeq and is a predicted model, not a curated record.